GUUACUAUUGGCGCUCGCCUUGAAAAAAGAUGAUGAAUGCCAAUCUGAGCACCUUAGUCACUCAAUUUGUACAAGGGAUUAAGUCUCGUAAUGAAGAAGACCGACUGAGAACAGUCACUGAAUUGUGCAAAGUUGUUAGUGGUGAACUGAAAGAGGUCUCAAAUCAAAACUAUGUUAUCUGUUUGGAUUUGUUAUGCAAUGAAUUUAUCAGUAUAUUUUCAAGUGGUGAUCUACACGAAAAGAAAGGAGCUGUUAUGGCAAUGGGUUGUUUAGCUGAAGUGGAUUUUAUGAGUGUACAUAAUCAUUGUCAACGAUUUGUUAAACAAUUAUUAACUCAAACAUUUACUACAGAUCUUCAAUUAAUAACAUUAGAGGCAAGAUUUAUUGGAAAGUUAGGCUUAGUAUUCCCCUAUGAUUUUAUUGAAGAACAAAUUAAAAAUGCUUAUGAUAUACUAUUGAAGGAUAGUACUGAUGCUCAAAAACAUUUUGCUAUACUAACAUUACGAGAAUUCAUUUUGAAUACACCGACAAGUUUUUGUCAACAUAUGUGUUCAUUUAUUAGUGCUAUAAUUUUUGCACUUCGAGAUAAAAGCUGGAUUACACGUGAAUUAGCUGGAAUGACAUUAAAUUGUGCAUUUUAUUUAACAGCUAAACGUGAACAACGUCGUUAUACAACCUACUUAGGGAUUGAUUAUAAUCGUAUAGGUGAAACAUUGGGAAAUUUUUCAACUCGUGAGAAUAAUAUAGUAACUAUGCCUAGUCGAACAAUUUUCACUUCUACUAGUAGUAAUAGUAGUAGUGGAAUUUUACGUCAUAAAACUAGUCAACAGUCAAUGAAUAAUCCUAAUCCUGAUUAUUUAAUGAAUGAUAUUAUGUCGACUACUUCAUCGUUUAUUUGGUAUCGUGAUUGUCUAAUUGAAGCUGUACGUGUACAAGGCGGUGGCGGUGGCGGUGGUAGUGAAACACUUCCAUUGACCCAACCAGAACAAUCAAAUCAUCACACUAUCAAUCUUCGCAAAUUAAGUCGAGAUGAUUGGUUACACGGGAAUAUAUUGAUAUUACAAGGCUUACUUGUAUGUGUUCAACCACAAUUUGGAAAAUUAUUAAUGGAAUUAGAUCAAAUGUGUGGCUUGCCAUUGUUUGAAUUUCUUACAUUAAAUCAAACUGAUGCAAAUCAAGCAGUACAUAGUGUUUUAAAUACACGUUGGCCAAUUACUAAUACUUCAUCAAUUCUUGUUACUAUCGGUGUUCUACCUGGUAGUCCAUUUUGUUCAUCUAAUUCAGAGCAAUUAUCAAAUUUAUCUUUAGAAGUAUUAGGUUUACAUGAUGGUAUAAAUAAUGAUUGUCAAUAUUCACAAACAACAACAACAACAACAACAACAACAGGAUCAUCAACAUUACAACAACAUCAUGAAUCACAAUCGAAACAACAACAACAACAACAACAACAUUAUGGAUGGGAGAAUUGUAAUGAUUUAUCUUCAGAAAUAUGUUAUCAUCUUUUAUUGGAAAAUAUUGAUAAGUUAUGGUCCUCAAUACUCCAAUGGAUGAAUACACGUAAUCAUCAGAUUAUGUUUCUGCUUUAUAAACUAAUUCCACGUGUAGUUGCAUUGAAACCUGAUGAAUUCUUGGAUGUUGAACGUCAACGUGUUGUUAUGGAGUGGAUGUUUCAAUGUUUACGUAAAGAAAAGGAGAAACCGAUGAUUUUAUUGAAUAUAUCUCUUAUCUGUUAUUUUAUGGGUAAUGAAUUUGCUACCUCCAAUUAUCUUACACAACUAUUUCAAUUGAUUCGUUCGUAUUUACCAACUCAAAAGGAUAUUUCUAAUAAGAAACGUUCACCGACAUUAGAGACUGCUGCUAUCUUAUCUAUAGGCUUGUUGGCGAAAUCACUUGGUUGUACAGUUAAUGAAUCAGUGAAUCAACUUUUAGAUGCAAUGGUAGCAUCUGGAUUAAAUCAACCUUUAGUCUCCACCUUCAAGGUCAUUGCUAUGCAUAUUCCACGAUUACGUAAAGAAAUUCAGGAUUGUCUUUUAGCUAAUAUCAGUUUAGUAUUGAUGAACAACAGCAGUAACAGUUUCAAUCAUACUCAUUCGAAUAUAACCAAUCCUGCUGGUGAUAGUUAUGCGUCAACACUAUCUCUCUUUCCAAAUCUAAUCAAUCUGAUUGGUGUAUUCAAUUCUACAGGGAAUUAUGGUGUAAAUAUAGCCAAUAUCAACUUGAAUGGGAGCAGCGUGAUAGCUGGUACUACUACUACUACUACUCAUACUACUACUGCUACUGCUAAUACAACUACUACUAGUAAUACUACUACUACUACUACUACUGGUGGUGGUUUCAAUAACACUAGUCAUAGUAUUAACAAUUUUCCAUUAUCCACUGCAACACGUCUCAUUUUUGGAUCAUCAACUACGAGCAAAAAUCAUUCAUCAAAGUUGACUAAUGUUAUCAAUACCAAUUUAGAAUUUAGUCAUAUUGCUUUACCUGGAGGUUUAUCUACUUGUGGAGAAUCUACAAAUGAUGUAGCUGUUGUUGCAUCAGCGUUGAAAACGCUUGGAACAUUCAAUUUCGAAGGUCAUGGAUUAGCUCAUUUUAUUCGACAUAUAUGUGAUAAUUUUAUAUCUGUGAAUACAUGUGAAGUGAAAGAGAUUCGUAUAGAAGCUGUAAAAACUUGUGCUUAUUUAAUUAUUCCAUGGUUGAAGUCAACUGAAACUCAACAAUGGUAUGCUCGACCUGCUGUAAAUACAGUUGCCAAUGUUUUGAAUCAAUUACUGACAGUUGGAAUUAGUGAUCCAGAUCCAGAUGUCCGUCGUUGUGUAUUUCAAUCAUUCGAUCGACGAUUUGAUCCACAUUUAGCUCAAUCAGAUCAUUUGAAUUAUCUAUUCUCAGCUUUAUACGAUGAAGUGUUCGAUAUACGUUGUUUGGUAAUGCAACGUCUUGGCCGAUUAUCAGAUAUUAAUCCUGCCUGUGUUCAGCCUAAUUUACGCAAAGUUUUAUUACAUACGUUGAAUGAUUUAUCGCAUAGUGGAUCAACUCGAAAUAAAGAACAAGCAGCAUUACUUCUAGCCUCUUUAAUUGCUACAGCACCGAAAUUUUUUAUACCAUAUUCUCAACCAAUAUUGCAUAUAUUACUGCCACGUAUACGAUCAGCUUUACCAGCAUCAUUACGAUCUGCAUUAGCAGUGAAUAGCUUUUCAAGACUUCAAAAUUCUACUCUUAACAGUUAUGGUAAAGAUACUGAUUCAUCAUCAUCAUCAUCAUCUAGUCUUUUCCCUAUGGAACGUGUAUCUGAAAGUACUCAAUUAAUACAGAAUAUGAUUUUAACAACACAAUUAGCAGCUAAUGCUACGUCAGCAGCUGCAAAUGCUGUAGCUACAGCAAUUUUAACCUCUGGUAGUGUUGUUGAUGGUUUAAAUUAUCUUCUAACAAAUAAUAAUAAUAAUAUUACAUCACAUAUUGGUAUUGUACCACGACGUAUACCUAUCAAUCAUUUGGGUACAAAUCAAAUUACUUCAGCAUUAAUUAAUACAAAUGCUAUUUCAAUGGUGACAAGAGCAGCAACAGCUGCUCAAGCUGCUGUUAAAGCAGUAAUCGCUGCAGCUGAACACAAUACUACCGGUGGUGGUGGUGGUGGUGAUGUAUUCACUAUGGAAGGGAAGAAUACAUUUCUAAAUGAUAUGCUGUCAAAUAGUUAUAUGGAAGCAUCAAUGUAUAAUUUCCCUGAUAAUUUAAAAUUUGAUUUCAAUCGUGAUAAUUAUUUCAAUGGGAAUUUUCCUCCUGGUGGAUAUUAUCCUUCUUAUCAUAUCAAUCCAAUUAUACCAUUAAUUAAUCAUAAAAAUAUAAUACCUGAAUCAUAUACAUUAUUAUAUAAUCAAUUUUAUUCAUCAGAUUUUAAUCUAUCUAAACUAUAUGAAUAUUCUUCUACAAAUAAUAAUCAAUGGAAUGAACCAACAUCUGUUAUAGUUGCUUUAUUUACUAUAUUAGGACGAUUAGCAUUUAUAACACCACAUUCUAUAUAUACAUAUAUGGAUGAAUUUAUACCGAUUCUAGCCUAUAUGAUGCAGGAUACAUCAUGUUACUUGAAACGAUCAAUUGCUGUUUGGACAUUGACUAAAUUGGUUUCGUACACAGGAUAUGUUGUUUCACCGUAUAAACGUUAUCCUCAGCUGUUGACUAUCCUUUUGGGUAUGUUAAAACGUGAAGAAAUUAAGUGUAUUAGACAAGAGGUAUUACGUGCUCUUGGAGUACUUGGAGCACUUGAUCCUUUCAAGUUCAAAUUAUACUCUGGCGAGGUUGAUACAUAUGGUGAUACUGGGAUCGCUGUAAGUCAUCAUGAAGUAGUUGAACGUAAAGAUGUGGAUAUAACUCAAUCAGAAUUGGUUAUCAAUUUAUCUUGGGAAAGUCGUGAUAUUUUCUUUUCUGUAUGUGCAUUAUCUGCAUUGAUACAUUUAUUACGUGAUCCAGCACUUCAUACACAAUAUGGUAGUAUUGUGCAUACAAUUGUUUAUGUUUUAAAACUUUUGGGUCCACGUUCUGUUUACUAUUUACGUCAAUUAAUACCAGAUUAUUUUCGAUGUUUAGAAAAUACACGUGAUGUUAGAUUACAAGAAUUUCUUAUACGUCAAUUGGGCAAUGUUAUGACUAUUGUACGCUUACAUACUAAAGAAUUUGCACAUGAAGUUGUCGAUUUAUUAAUUACACACUGGUGGAUUGCACCAAAUGUUCAACAUGCUUGUAUUAAUUUAUUAAGUCCUAUGUCAUGUGUAUUAGGUGCUGAGUUUCGCACUUAUUUAACACGUUUAAUGCCAACAAUAUUAAGAACAUUACAUCAUGAAUCAAAUGAAAUGAAUUUAAUAGCUCUUUUAGAAAUUCUUCCUGAAUUCGGAUAUACACUUGAAGAUUAUGCUCAUAUUCUUGUCCCUGCUAUUGCUAAUUUAAUUGAUAUUAAUAAUGAAACAAAUUUAUCGAUUUUAUUGAAUAGUGUUUCAGAUAAUUUGUCAUCAUCUAUUUCUAAUCCUAUUGGAUCAUUUAUGACGUCAGUAUCAACGAUGACAUCAAUACCUUCAACAUUGAACAUUGAUUCGACUGGUAUCAAUUUAUCAAAUAUUCUUGGAAGUGUAUCAGAUAAUAAUAAUAAUAAUAAUAUGACUAGUUCAACUAAUCAUGAUUCAACUAUGAAUACUACUACUACUACUAAUAAUAAUAAUCAUUCAUUGACUAUAAAUACUAUAACAAAUAGCUUAAAUCAACCAAUAAUUAUUGGUAAAGUUGGUAGUGUACAUCUUCGUAAAGCAUGUUUAGAGUGUUUAGCUCGAUUUACUGAUUGUGUUGAUUUAGAUGAUUUUGCUGGACAAAUAAUUCAUCCAGUAUGUCGUUUACUCUUAACUUUAGAAUCAUGUCAUCAAAGUUUUCAACAACAUUCUCAUUUAUCAUCAUUAUCAUCUUCAAAUAAAUCAUCUGCUACUAUAGGUAGUCAAGUAUGUUUAAAUGCAAUCAAUCAAUUACGUGUACCAGCUAUGGAUGUAUUAACUGGUUUAUUAUUUCGUAUGGGUCAAAAAUUUAAAUUAUUUUUACCAUUAGUUCAAAAAAUGCUUAAUCGUUUACAAUUACAUACUCCACGUUUUAAUACUGUUCUUGGUCAGAUUGAAAAAGGCGCUUAUCUACCGACAACUAAUGAUCGUGUACACAUGAAAUUUACAAGUCUAUCUACUCGUAAUCGUGAACAGAAAGUGACUAAUAGUGAUAUAGAAGCACCUGGAAAUGUAAAACUCUUAAAAAUUAACAAUACAAAUUUAGAACGUGCAUGGCAUUCAUCUCGUAUGAUUAGUCGUGAUGAUUGGAGUCAAUGGUUGAAAACAUUGAAUAUGGCAUUGUUAAGAGAAUCACCAAGUCCUGCUAUACGUGCUUGUAGUCAAUUGACAGCUACUAUAACUACUACAUCAGGUAUUGGUCGUGUAUUAUUCAAUGCUGCAUUUCUUAGUUGUUGGCCUGAAUUAAAUUAUCAUCAACAAGAUGAUUUAAUUAAUACAUUAGAACGUGUACUUCGUGUACCUGACCAAUCACCAGAAGUUAGUCAAACUAUUCUAAAUCUUGAAGAAUUUAUGGCUCAUAUGGAUAAAUAUUCUAGUUCAACAAAUCGUGUUCAUUUACCCUUACCAUUGGGUGUUUUAGCUGAUCGUGCAUUAAAAAAUCGUGCUUAUGCUAAAGCAUUAUACUAUAAAGAACAUGAAUUUCUUAUGGAAUGUGAAAAACGUUCAUGUCCAAGUCCAGCAACUUUAUCCUCUUUACUCACUAUAUAUAGUAAUCUGAAUUUAGAGGAAGCUGCAAAUGGUGUACUAUUGUAUGCAACACGUAGUACACAAGAUAAACUGGCGAAUGAAGAAGUUUGGCGAGAGAAAUUACGUGAUUGGAAAUGUGCAUUAAAUUUAUAUGAACGUAAAUUAGAAGAUGAUAGAAUUAAAGAUAAAAGUUCACUAAUUCUUGGUAGAAUGCGUUGUUUACGAGCUUUAGGUCAAUGGUCUCCAUUGAAUAAUAUGGCUUGGGAACGUUGGAAUGAUGUAAAUGAUCAAAUGCGUUCAUAUAUAGCACCAUUAGCGUGUAAUGCAGCAUGGGCAUUAAAUGCAUGGGAUCGUGUUGAACAUUAUUGUCAAGCUUUAUCAAUUGAUAAUAAUUUUGAUGGUGCAUUCUAUAGAGCUGUAUUAAAUAUACAUUUUGGACAAUAUAUUAAAGCAUAUGAAUAUAUAAUGAAAGCACGUGAUCUACUCGAUUCUAAUUUAACUGCAAUGGUUGAAGAAAGUUAUAAUCGUGCAUACACAGAUUUAGUCGGUACUCAAUUAUUAUCUGAAGCUGAAGAAGUAAUACAGUAUAAAUUAAUUCCAGAACGACGUUCAAUACUUCGUGAAGCUUGGCAAUCUCGUUUACUUAAUUGUAAUUCAGUUGUUGAAGAUUGGAGUCAAAUUUUACAAUUGCAUAGUUUAGUAUUAGAACCAUUUGAAGAUCGUAAAUCUUGGUUACGUUUUGCUGGAUUAUGUCGUAGAAGUGGUCGAUUUAUUCUAUCACGUCAAGUAUUAGAAAAUUUACUCGGUUUAGAUCCAGCUAGUAUUCCACCAUGUGAUCCUAUUCCAUGUAAUGAUCCAGCUAUUGUUUUUGCUUAUACUAAAUUAUUAUGGUCAGUUGGUGCACAUGAAGAAGCCGUUAAUCGUUUAUGUGUAUUAAAAACAUAUAUAUUAGAGUUAUUGUUAUUAUUAUCUGAGAAUGGAAUGAAUAUUGGUAUGAUUGGUUAUGGUAAUACUAGUCAACUACAACAACAACAACAACAGCAAGGAACAUCUAUUUAUCAAUUAUGGUCGCCUAAUUUAUUAACUACAAAUGAUACAUUAGAUAAUAUUGAUUCAAGACAUUUCGGUGGUCAAGUGAAUAAUGAACGUGAUGAAUUGAAGAAGUUACUAUCUAAAUGUUGUUUAAAAUUAGGAUCAUGGUAUUCUGAAUUGUAUACACGUUCACCGCCUGGAAUCAAUCAAACAGAUAGUCAUUCAAUUGUUUAUAAUACUUCAGGAUCAAUUUCAUCACCAUCAGGAGUAGCAGUUGUAGCAUCAUCAUCUCCACCACCAUCAUUAUCGUCUUCGUCAUCAUCAUCAUCAUCGUCAUCAUCAUCAUCAUCAUCAUCAUCAUCACCUAUGCUAACAACAGUUAAUGGAAAUGAUUUACAGUAUUCAGCAGCUGCUACACGUAUUCUAUCUAAAGUGAAUGUAAAUAAUAAUACUAUUGAAGUAUUGCCUACAUGUGAAGUAUCAUAUUGUGCUACUAGUAGUAGAACUAGUAAUGUAAUGCGUUUAUCAAAUAAUCCUGUUGGAGGAAUAAGAGUUAAUACACGUGAUACAAAUUCACGUGGUACUGCACCUGUUACUUCUGCUGCUCCUCCUUCAACAACAACAACAACACAAACAUGGGAAGAAAGUCAAGCAUUUGUAAUACAAUGUUAUCAAACAGCAACAUUAUAUACACCAGAUAAUCGUAAUGCUUGGCAAUCAUGGGCUAUGGCUAAUUAUGCAGUAUUCAAUCAUUUGGAUACAUUGAAAGCACGUUUAGAGAGAGCAGAAUUAGAAUUGAAUAAGCCAAUUGUUGAACUUGUUCGUGCAAAAGCUGAUUUACAACGAUGUAUGGAAUUACACGCUACACCAUCUGUUCGAGGUUUUGUCAAUUCAAUUAGUUUAUCACCGACAGCUAACUUACAAGAUAGUCUACGUUUAAUCAAUUUAUUAUUUAAAUUUGGUCAUUUAACUGAAAUUCGUGAAGUUAUUCGUGAAGGUUUAACUAAAAUACGCCUAGACAAUUGGUUAUUAGUGAUACAACAACUUUUAGCUCGUAUUGAUACACCAAGAGAAUAUGUAGCUAAUAUUAUUGUUGAUUUAUUAAUAUCUGUUGGACAACGUUAUCCACAAUCUAUGGUUUAUCCUUUGGUAUUGGCAUUCAAAUCUGGUGGAUCAGAUCGUCGACGUUUUAAUGCUAAUCGGAUACUUUAUAGUAUGGAGGAACAAAAUUCACGUUUAUUAUCAGAAGCAUUUUUGCUUAAUGAAGAAUUAAUACGUUUAUCAAUAACAUGGGUUGAAAUGUGGUCAGAGUCUUUGGAAGAUGCAUCACGUGUAUAUUUUAUUGAAAAGGAUAUAGGAAAAAUGUUUCGUUUAUUAUAUCCUUUACAUCAAAUGAUUGAUCGUGGUCAUGAAACAAUUCAUGAAGCAACAUUUUUACAAGAACAUGGAAAUGAUUUAAUUGAAUGUCGAUUAAAUUGUGAACAUUUUGAACAAACUCAAACAAAAAUUGAUUUACAAAAAGCAUGGGAAGGUUAUUAUACUUUAUAUAGACGUUUUUCUAAACAAGUCAAUAAUAUGACCACAUUAGAAUUGACAGUUGCUUCACCACGACUACAUGAAUAUGGACAAGAUUGGCAAUUAGCAGUACCUGGAAGCUAUGAACCACAUAGACCGUUAGUACGAAUAGCUAGUAUAAAAAAUUGUUUAUAUUUUAUUAAUUCAAAACAACGUCCACGUAAAUUGACUAUAAUGGGUUCAAAUGGUCAACAGUAUAUAUUUCUAUUGAAGGGGCAUGAAGAUACACGACAAGAUGAACGUAUUAUGCAAUUCUUUGGACUUGUCAAUACACUAUUAAUCAAUAAUGCUGAAACUUUACGUCGUAAUCUAACAAUACAGAGAAUGUCUGUUAUCCCAUUAUCAACAUAUACUGGAUUAAUUGGUUGGGUGCCAAAUAGUGAUACAUUUCAUAAUUUAAUACGUGAUUAUCGCGAGAAGGCAGAUAUUGUCUUAAAUAAGGAAAAUCGUGAAAUGCUUCGAUUAGCUCCAGAUUUUGAUCGUUUAAAUGUUAUUCAAAAAACUGAAAUCUUUGAAGCUGGCCUACGUGAAUCAUCAGGAAGAGAUUUAGCCAAUAUAUUAUGGUUAAAAAGUCAUAGUUCUGAAGCAUGGUUUGAACGUAGAACCAAUUUUACUCGAUCAAUGGCUACUAUGUCUAUGGUUGGUUACAUUUUAGGUUUAGGAGAUAGGCAUCCAUCAAAUAUUAUGUUAUCUCGAGAGACUGGUAAAGUGGUACAUAUUGAUUUUGGUGAUUGUUUUGAAGUAGCUACAAUGAGAGAGAAAUUCCCUGAAAAAGUUCCAUUUCGAUUAACACGUAUGAUUAUUGCUGCUAUGGAGGUAACAGGUAUAGAUGGUGUAUUUCGUCAUACUUGUGAAAUGGUUAUGUCACUUAUGCGAAAUAAUCGUGAAAGUCUUCUAGCUGUCUUGGAAGCAUUUAUUCAUGAUCCAUUAUUACAAUGGGUAUUACAUGAGAAUCGUAAAGAUUUAAAUUAUUUCGAGAAUAAAUUAGAAGAUAAUAUAGGAGGGACUACUUGUACUAAUGUUACUAUUGGUCCUGUUUUACAAACUGGUCAAGGGAAUACUACUACUACUGGUGUUAUACCUACAACUGCUGGUAAUGUGAAUGUUACAAAUACUGUUGAUAAUGGUGCAGGUGGUGGUCAAGGUGUACAAGUCAAACCACCUGGUACACGUAAUGUAGAUUAUUCACAAAAACAAGUAUAUACUACUACUACUAAUCAUCAUCAUCACCAUCAUCAGCAUCUUGGUGUUCAAAAUACUCCACGUCGUCCAAUUGAUAAAAGUAUUGGUUUAAUACCAUAUGUUGGAGGUCAACAAAAUCUACAAGGCUAUCAUCAUCAUCAUCACCACCAUCACCACCACCAUCAUCAUCAUCAUCAUCAGCCACAACAACAACAACAACAACAACAGCACCAUCAACAUCAUCAUCAUCAUCAUCAAUGUCAACAACAAUAUUCUAAUCGAUUAGCAAAUUCGCCUAAAAAAGUUUUCACUGAUCCAAAUCAUCCUGAUAGUAUAUCAUUACGUGAUCCACAGAAGGUGAAUCCAUGGCGUCAUCAUUUAUGUAAUGGACCGUGGUUUGGAUGUUAUGAAACUGCUAAACGUUUAAGAAAACAAACAGAAACUGGUCAUAUAAUUGUUGAACGUGUCGGAUUACAAGGCUUUAUAUUUUCUGCUAAACCUUCAAGCAAUGAAGAUUCAUCCAUCGACAUAGAAUGUCAACCUGUUACUUUGGGAAAUGUACGUGCACGUUCAGUUAUGGAAAGGAUACGUCAAAAAUUAACCGGUACAGAAAGAGAUCAACUGAUGAGUAUAUCGGAUCAAGUUGAUUUUUUAAUACGUGAAGCUACUUCAAAUCAAAAUCUAUGCCAAAUGUAUAUAGGCUGGUGCGCAUUCUGGUGAUGUCAUUUCAUUCAAUAAGUAAUGAUAUAGUUCAAUUUUCAAUACUUUGUUUCUAAUUAAUAAAUUUUGUAUAGUAUGAAUUAAAUUUUCAGAGAGAGAGAGAGAGAGUUGUAGAGAUUUAGAAAUAUUUCAAGUUGUUAUUCUUUAUAAACUAAUAAUCAGUUGAAAGGAUAAAAGAAAACCUGAUAACACUGGAC
Molecule: messenger RNA, 10981 nt
Organism: Heterobilharzia americana
Lineage: Eukaryota; Metazoa; Platyhelminthes; Trematoda; Strigeidida; Schistosomatidae
Source: the annotation of a GenBank genome assembly